AUGCGCUGUUCUAAAAGCACAGAUAAUUUGCCUGUGCAGUUGCAUUUUGCACAAGCAAAUUUACUUUCAAAAACUGUACAGUUGGCAAUAGAGUUUUCUGAUAGCACUUUGCCAAUUAUGGCAGCAUGGGUCUAUCUUGCACUUAUAACCUAUCUCAGUCCCACAGGACUCUCAUGCCAGUAUGACAUAAGAAAAGAUACAAAAGCUUUGAUCCUAAUAGUACUACAGGGAGCAAUAAACAGCUAUGAGACUGUUCAAGUCAUGGAUGAUUAUUUCAGAAACUGGAAUCCAAACAAGCCUUUUGAUCAAGCCCUUGACCCAUCUAAAGAUCCAUGCCUGAAGGUAAAGUGCAGCCCUCACAAAGUGUGUGUCACUCAUGACUACGAGACAGCCACUUGUGUAAGCCGCAAACAGUUGGUACACAGCCUUCGGCAAAAGAAAGGAAAUCUGCCCCAGAGGCAUUGGGCUGGAUCAUCUAAUUUAGUUAAAUGCAAGCCAUGCCCUCUGACGCAUGCCAGUUCUGUUUGUGGUUCCGAUGGGCACACUUACACCACCAAGUGCAAGUUGGAAUUUCAUGCCUGCACAUCUGGAAAAAAUAUUGUAGCUCGAUGUGAAGGGCCUUGCCCAUGCCUUCCAGGACAAGAGAGUCCAAAACACAAGACUGCUUGCACAGACAAGGAACUGCGAAAUCUUGCAUCCCGCCUAAAAGACUGGUUUGGCAGUCUUCAUGAAGAUGCGAAUCGUGUCAUCAAGCCAACAAGCUCAGAUUCAGCACAAGGCAGAUUUGAUACUAGCAUAUUACCAAUCUGUAAGGAUUCAUUGGGCUGGAUGUUCAACAAACUGGAUAUGAACUAUGACCUUCUCCUUGAUCACUCUGAGAUCAAUGCUAUUUAUCUGGAUAAGUAUGAACCAUGCAUUAAGCCUCUCUUCAACUCCUGUGACUCCUUCAAAGAUGGAAAGCUUUCCAACAAUGAGUGGUGCUACUGCUUUCAGAAGCCUGGAGGCCUCCCGUGCCAGAAUGAGAUGAACAGAAUUCAAAAGAUGGGCAAAGGGAAGAACUUGAUGGGUGCCUUCAUCCCCCGCUGCAAUGAAGAAGGCUAUUACAAAGCAACUCAGUGUCAUGGAAGUACUGGCCAGUGCUGGUGUGUGGAUAAGUAUGGAAAUGAGAUUGCUGGCUCUAGGAAACAAGGGACAGUAAGCUGUGAAGAAGAGCAAGAAACCUCAGGGGAUUUUGGUAGUGGUGGAUCAGUGUUAUUGUUGGAUGACCUGGAAGAAGCAUACGAAGCAGCAAAAAAGGACAAACAGAAGAUACAUGUAAGAGCAACUAAUGAGGACGAUGAAGAUGAAGAUGAUGAUAAGGAUGAUGAAAUUGGGUAUAUAUGGUAGUUCCCAUAACUCUGAGGACUCAUGUUUUGCACAAUGUCACAAAUCAUUUUGUAUCUCCACAGAGAUAAUGGAAACAUCAGGCAUCACACACGAAGUUCAGUCAAUCUGUAUGGGCCUCCCAGUAUGCACACUGAUCUCCUUCCCAAUUGGGCUUUCCUUUCACUUUACUGGUAGCCUCACCUCCCCAGGCACACUGGAGAUCAGCAUGCAUAGCUGAAUCUGUCACUAAAGUGAACUGGGAAGACCUUUUGCAUGUGGUGCACCUUGUACACAGGGGGUAACUUUAUACACACAUGUGCAUAUGGGUUCCUGCGGCCAUCAUACCGCCAGUAAGGACAACUCUCUCGCCACUUGAUUUAAUUUUAUAUGCUCUAUAUUAAUUUGGAAGACCGUUUUCACUCUCAAAUUCUCCUUCUCUUCAGCAUAACUGCAUGCAUUCUUCUCAUCUGUUUUUCACUUUUUUCCAUAAUUAACCUAUUCACGCAGCAUAUCAUUUUGAAUGAAACAGUGACCACGGAAGGGAGGGACAGGGAGAUAGUCCAUAGUAAACUUCUUUCACACUAUAGCUUCCGAGGUUUUCCUAUGGCGGGUCCUUUUCCAUUGUGCCGUUUGCUGUCAGCUACCCCACUCUGCUUUCUUUUCAGCAGCUAAGGCAGGCUAUCUUUUUGUCUUGCUAUGCAGAACCUGUAAGAAAAGAUCAAAUUGAUUUAGCGUUCUGGCUUGGCCAAAUUAUUUCAUUUUAUCUCUCCUCCUCAUUUUGCCUGAUGUUGUUUAGCGAAAGGAGAGCCGGAUGCCAAUAGUACUCAGUUAAAGUUCUCCCCACUGACUAUGAGUGUAGAGGACAAGAUCUCAGUUGACCUUUCAGCCCAUUAAUCAAUUUCAGUUCAGUUUAAGUUAAUGAAAGUGAUGCUGACUUUAAAAAUAAAUUGUUGAUUUGCAUGCUUACACACGAUGCUCACCUUUCGACUUCUAACAGGAGGAACCUCCUUUUCAACACAGAGCAGGAAGUCAUGCUUCGCAAAGGCGUUUCUUUGCUUCUUGUUAGACUUUUUGCAGACUUGCAAGUCUCGAAUUUGUUUUAAUCGAGUUUGCGCUAAUGCUAUGCAAGCUUCUCUCUGCUUCCGGAAUAGCAUACCAUUGGAUUGCUGAAAAUGCUUUUUUUUUUCAUUUACUCUAAUGAUUCCUCAUAGGGAAGCACUGAAACUGUCAGAGGCACUAACCAUCAAAAGUAAUAAGCUGUCUUUCCUUUAUUUUAAAUUGUUAGUAUUUAUUUGCUUCAUUUUAGAAGAAAAAUAUCCUUAGGCAGUUGUUUCCAUGGUUAAUAUCAUUCCUAGUUAACAUCACAACAGAAACUUACACUCAUGAACCAGAAAAAGUGUGGAAUAGAAUUAUUCCAUAAAUGGUCCUGAAUGAUUCUGUAUCCAUAGCAGCAUCUUAUUGUACUCAAUUGCCAUUCAUUGUCGGAAAAUAGAUGUGCUACUGUAGGCAUUAUAACAAGUGCCCAUUUUUAUCUUAUUAAAUGCAAGGAAAUCAAUAAGUCUUUUAAAUUCUGCAAAAACUAAGGGCCAUCUCUACUUUAGUCUGUCU
Messenger RNA from Thamnophis sirtalis, 2973 nucleotides. The record is from RefSeq and is a predicted model, not a curated record. NCBI's taxonomy places the organism in Eukaryota, Metazoa, Chordata, Lepidosauria, Squamata, Natricidae.